Scleropages formosus (Asian bonytongue) is the source of this 9432-nucleotide messenger RNA. It is a transcript of the gene nipbla, whose product is annotated as NIPBL cohesin loading factor a. Bases 492 to 8621 code for a protein of 2709 amino acids. Gene Ontology annotation, molecular function: chromatin binding; cohesin loader activity. Lineage: Eukaryota; Metazoa; Chordata; Actinopteri; Osteoglossiformes; Osteoglossidae. The transcript is spliced from 48 exons. The record is from RefSeq and is a predicted model, not a curated record. Gene Ontology annotation, biological process: heart morphogenesis; embryonic viscerocranium morphogenesis; establishment of mitotic sister chromatid cohesion. Gene Ontology annotation, cellular component: Scc2-Scc4 cohesin loading complex.
UUCCCUCGGCAGCUCUUCCGGUCGGCAUUUUGUUCAGCGACUGAGGGAGAGAGAGCCCGAGUGGAUCCGUUUGACCAUCUCGGCUGUCGUCACGAAUUUUUUUUUUCUCCUCCCCUUAACACCCGACGAUAUAUUUUUUUACGUUUUCCUCAGAGGUGUAAAAAGGAAACCGGCGAAUGUUGCCGGUGAAGCGAGCGUUCCCUCAGCUGCUCCCGUUCGAGCCUACAUGUUUGCAGUGAGCGCGGAGGAGAGCGGACCUCCCCGACCCGGAUUAUUGUUGUUCGCCAGUUUGUACGAUUUCUCCGGAGGAGCCGCGAGGGAGCGCGAGGGGGAGCCAGAGACACCGACAGCCGUCCGGACCUCGAGCAGUCUUUUUUAAUUUCCCUUUUUAAACAACACAGCCAGAGCAUUAAGGAGAUGUGAAGUGUGGUCAGACUGUGGCGACACUGAGCAGUCUGUGCAUUGACACAAACCCUGCCCCCACCUUCAGCAUGAAUGGGGAUAUGCCUCAUGUUCCCAUCACCACUCUUGCUGGGAUUGCUAGCCUCACUGACCUGUUAAACCAGCUGCCUCUGCCCUCCCCUCUCCCUGCCACCACUACUAAGAGCCUGCUAUACAAUGGCAGGAUUGCUGAGGAGGUCAACUGCCUGCUGGCCUGCAGGGAUGAGAGCCUGGUGUCCCAACUGGCCCAAAGCCUCAACCAGGUCUCCACUGAGCACAUAGAGUUGAAGGACAACCUGGGAAGCGAUGAUCCGGAGGGUGAUGUUCCGGUGCUGUUGCAGACUGUGCUGUCCAGACAUCCCAAUAUCUUUAGGGAAAAAAGUCUGAUGCAGCAGCCAAUGAUGCCACAGUACAAAAUUACCCAGAAUUCCAUACAUGGCAGUCCAGUGUCCAAUUACCAGCAAGCUUCCAUCUCGCACAGUCCCUCCAGCCGUUUCAUUCCACCACAGACGACCUCCAGCAACAGGUUCCUGCCUCAGCAGAACAGCCCGGUGCCCAGCCCCUAUGCCCCCCAGAGCCCUGCAGGCUACAUGCAGUAUUCCCACCCUCCAAGCUACACACAGCAUCAGCAGAUCCAGCAAGAGCUGCACGGCUCUCCCCUGGUUUCGGCCCCUGCUUAUUCAGGAAGCCCCCAGCGGCCAGUUCAGCCAUGCCUGGGUGGGCAGCCACAGCCCUCCCCCCAGCAGAACCCCACCACCCCAACGUUAGUAUCGGUCGCCAGCCCCAUGGUGCCCGGAGGCAUGAGGAACAUACAUGAGGCAAAGGUGUCUGGGCCAAUGUCAAGCAGUGGUGCCAACCACCACCCAGAUCGCCAUGGUUCCAGUGAUGAUUACAUGAACAUCGUUCACCGGCUCGGCAGCGAGGAUGACCCUUCCUUGAGAAACGCCUCCUUUCCAUUGAGGUCCUCCCAGUCCGUGUGUUCCCCUGCAGGCAGUGAUGGAACCCCCAAAGCUGGGUCCCGCCCCCCGCUGAUUCUGCAGUCUCCGCCCCCCUACACCUCACCCCGCCAUGGCCCUCCGGACCUCCUCCUGGACUCUCCUGACCACAAGAAGAAACAAAAGAAGCUAAAGAUGAGCAAGGAUGAAAAGGAGCAGACUGACAAGUCAGCGAUGUAUGACAUCGUCAGCUCCCCGACACGGGACUCCACAAAGCUGACGCUGAGGCUGUCCCGAGUGAAGUCCUCUGAAACAGACCCAUCGGGCGAGUUGCUUCCGGGCAUGGAGAGUGGUGCUGACACAGAGGGUGAUAUGGCCUUUAACAGCCUGCCGUAUAGCACUGGCCAGCUGCCUCGCACACCCCAGGACAGUGCCGGCUAUGUUCAGGCUCAGCAGCUCUCCAGUAAACAGCCUGGGGCCGCUGGCAAUGCACCCUACGAUGAGGUGGAGAUGGAUGCACUGGCUGAAAUUGAGAGGAUAGAGCGUGAAUCAGCCAUUGAGAGGGAGCGCUGCUCCAAGGAGGUCCAGGAUAAAGACAAGCCACUAAAGAAGAGGAAACAGGACUCGUACCCACAGGAACCCGGAGCGGGGGGCACGGCGGGGGCUGCUGCAGCACCUGGCGGGGGCGGAGGGGGCAGUGCUGGGAACAAGCCGGCUCCCCAGGAGGCCAGCUCAGCAGGCAACGGGGCUAGUCGUCCGGCCCUCCUUGUGAGCAUCGACCUACAGCAGGCAGGUCGAGUAGAGGGCCAGCUGGACCCAUCGUGUGUGGCCGCACCUGUGUUAGCCCUAGAGGCUCAGACGUGGCCUGAGGAGCCACGUGAGGGGCAUGCGGACAACGGCGGUGCGGCCCGGCAUGGGGCUGAACUAGAUGGUGCCAGGCGGAAGUCAGAUGGGCAGAUGCAGAGGGCAGUAGAUGGGAGACCAGAGGUCAUCAAACAGCGGGUGGAGCCGACCCGACACAAGGGUCCCGAUGGCCGGCAAGACACUCCCAAACACAAGCAUGACCACCGGCGUGACUCCACAGGCAAGCCACUUUCCUCAGACAAGCGGCCUGAACUAGGCAAACUUUGUCAUGACAGAGUGGCUGAUGCUCCGAAAGGCCGAUCUGAUGUUAGGACCCUGGAUGCAUCCCGGCAGAAGCAGAGGCUGGAAGGACGGCCCUCCUCGUCCUCCGAGUCUCAUAGGCGGGAAGGCCAUGAGGGUCACAGGAGUAGUGGGAGUGGGGACCCAUCUAGGAUUCCACAGCCUGAAACUCUGAAAUCCUCCAGCAGAGGGGAACAUGACCCUAGAUAUGGGCGGGAUCGGGAAAAGGAGAGGGACCGAGAUCGGAAGCCCAGGACUGAAACUGGUGAGCCAGCAAGGGAUCGAUGUUCCCCAGAAGAACGCUCUCGACCUGACAGGGGCAGCCUUGACCACAGUGGACGUCCGCGGGGUGAUCGGCUUGCUUUCAAGUCACCGGGUGGGGAUGUGAGUAGAAACCGUGAUGCUCAUAACAAGCCUGGAGAGUUCCCCUCUUACUUGCUCGGCGGUAAGUCGGUGGCGCUGAAGAACUUUGUCAUCCCUAAAAUCAAGCGGGACAAGGAGGCUAAUGCCAUGGCGGACAUGAGUGGAAAUGCAGAUAACUGGAAUCAGCCUCAUGUCAGGCUGGAGCGCUUGGGCCUAAUGCAGAUGGAGGAGCUCCACAAGAGGGCUAAGCCCGUCGUUGUGCUGCAGAAGCUCUCCUUUGAUGAGGUGCAGAAGUUCAUCCGGGAGAAAGAGGACAGGAAUGCUCGCAGCUCCAAGUCCAGCAAGAACAGGCUCUCAUCAGGGAAGUCAGGGAAAGGUGGGAUUGACCAGUCAGUGCUGAAGGAGCUGCCCCCAGAACUGCUUGCAGAGAUUGAGUCAACUAUGCCACUAUGCGAGAGGGUGAAGAUGAACAAGCGUAAGCGCAGCACAGUCAAUGACAGGCCCAAGUAUGCUGAGGUCAGCUCUGAGGAAGACGAGGAUGAGCCCACUGGCGAGUCGGCCCGGAAGAAACACCGAAAAGAGAGAGACAGGACGUGGGAGUAUGAAGAGCGUGAGCGGAGGGGCUCUGGGGAGCACCGUAGGGGCUCAGGCAGCCGGUAUCGAGAGCGUAGCCCCGAGUACUCAGAUGAGGGCUCCCCCCCACCCAACCUGAGUGACUUGGCACGGAAGAUGAAAAAGAAGGAGAAGCAGAAGAAGAGGAAAGCCUAUGAACCGAAGCUCACGCCAGAAGAGAUGAUGGACUCUUCCACAUUUAAGCGGUUCUCAGCCAGCAUAGACAACAUUCUGGAGAGUUUGGAGGACAUGGACUUCACUGCUUUGGCUGAUGACGAGGAGAUCCCUCAGGAGUUGCUGCUGGGAAAACACCAGUUGAGUGAGCUGGGCAGCGAGUCGGCCAAGAUCAAAGCCAUGAACGUCACCUGCAGGCUCUCCUCAGACAAGCUGGUAAAGGUGCUGAAUAUCCUUGAGAAAAACAUUCAGGAUGGGGCCAAGCUGUCCACGCUCAUAAAUCAUGACAAUGACACAGAGGACGAGGAGCGACUCUGGCGUGAUCUCAUCAUGGAGCGGGUGACCAAGUCGGCUGACGCCUGCCUUACAGCGCUGCACAUCAUGACUUCGGCCCACAUGCCCAAGGCAGUGUACAUUGAGGAUGUGAUCGAACGUGUGCUGCAGUUCACCAAGUUCCACCUGCAGAACACACUGUACCCACAGUACGACCCAGUCUAUCGCGUGGACCCACAUGGAGGAGGCGUGCUGAGCUCCAAGGCCAAACGGGCCAAGUGCUCCACACACAAACAAAGGGUCAUUGUCAUGCUGUACAACAAGGUGUGCGACAUUGUCAGCAACAUCUCUGAGCUGCUGGACAUCCAGCUACUGACGGACACCACCAUCCUACAGGUCUCCUCCAUGGGCAUCACACCUUUCUUUGUGGAAGACGUCAGUGAACUGCAGUUGUGUGCAAUAAAGCUGGUGACAGCGGUUUUCUCUCGCUAUGAGAAGCACAGGCAGCUCAUCUUGGAGGAGAUCUUCACCUCCUUGGCCCGGCUACCCACCAGCAAGCGCAGUCUCAGGAAUUUUAGGCUGAACAGCAGUGAUGUGGAUGGAGAGCCCAUGUACAUCCAGAUGGUUACAGCCCUGGUGCUCCAGCUCAUCCAGUGUGUAGUCCACCUGCCCUCUGACAAAGACGCAGACGAUGAGCAAGACAAGAAGGUGGAUCAAGAUGUGCUGAUCACAAACUCAUAUGAGACUGCCAUGAGGACAGCUCAGAAUUUCCUCUCUGUGUUUCUCAAAAAAUGCGGCAGCAAACAGGGAGAGGAGGACUACCGUCCACUGUUUGAGAACUUUGUGCAGGACUUGCUGUCCACAGUAAAUAAGCCAGAGUGGCCUGCAGCUGAGCUGCUGUUAAGCCUCCUGGGAAGACUGCUGGUGCACCAGUUCAGUAACAAGCAGACAGAGAUGGCCCUGAGGGUGGCAUCUCUUGAUUACCUGGGAACGGUGGCUGCCCGCCUCCGCAAGGAUGCAGUCACCAGCAAGAUGGACCAACGGUCCAUUGAUCGUAUCCUCAAAGAGGCUUCAGGCACUGAUGAGACACAAAAGCUGCAGAAGACCCUCCUGGACUACAUGGAGGAGAAUGCAGAAACAGACCCCUCUCUUGUCUUUGCAAGAAAGUUUUACAUUGCGCAGUGGUUUCGUGACACCACCACUGAAAUGGAGAGGGCCAUGAAGACACAGAACCAGAAGGAUGAGGACUCAUCAGAAGGGCCACACCAUGCCAAGGAUGUGGAGACCACAGGAGAGAUCAUGCGGAAGACAGAGGCGCGGAAGAAGUUCCUGCACUCCAUCAUAAAGACCACACCCUCACAGUUUAGCAUGCUGAAAAUGAAUUCGGACACAGUGGACUACGAUGACGCCUGCUUGAUCGUCCGAUAUUUGGCCUCCAUGAGGCCGUUUGCGCAGAGCUUCGAUAUUUAUUUAACACAGAUCCUUAGAGUCCUGGGGGAGAGCGCUAUUGCUGUUAGAACAAAGGCCAUGAAAUGUCUCUCAGAGGUGGUUGCAGUGGAUCCCAGCAUUCUGGCCCGGCUGGACAUGCAGCGAGGGGUGCAUGGGCGCCUGAUGGACAACUCCACCAGUGUGCGUGAGGCAGCUGUGGAGCUGCUGGGCCGCUUUGUGCUGAGCAGACCGCAGCUCACUGAACAGUACUAUGACAUGCUCAUUGAGAGGAUCCUGGACACGGGUAUCAGUGUAAGGAAGAGGGUAAUCAAGAUUCUGAGGGACAUCUGCCUGGAACAGCCCACAUUCAGCAAAGUCACAGAGAUGUGUGUGAAGAUGAUCCGCAGGGUUAAUGAUGAGGAGGGUAUAAAGAAACUGGUAAACGAAACCUUCCAGAAGCUGUGGUUCACUCCUACCUCCCAUCACGACAAGGAGGCUAUGACCAGGAAGAUCCUCAACAUUACAGAUGUGGUUGCUGCCUGCCGAGACAGUGGUUAUGACUGGUUUGAACAGCUACUUCAAAAUCUCCUCAAGUCAGAGGAGGAAGCAUCGUACAAGCCUGCCAAAAAGGCUUGUGUGCAGCUGGUGGACAGCCUAGUCGAGCACAUCCUGCAGUAUGAGGAGUCUCUUUCAGCCUCGGAGCAUAAGAGCGUGAACUCAACAAGGCUGGUGGCCUGCAUCACAACGCUUUACCUGUUCAGCAAGAUCCGUGCCCAGCUGAUGGUGAAGCAUGCCAUGACCAUGCAGCCCUACCUCACCACCAAGUGCAACUCCCAGAGUGACUUCAUGGUUAUCUGCAAUGUGGCCAAGAUCCUGGAGCUUGUGGUGCCCCUCAUGGAGCACCCCAGUGAAACCUUCCUGGCCACCAUUGAGGAAGAUCUGAUGAAACUUAUUAUCAAGUAUGGAAUGACGGUUGUGCAACACUGUGUGAGCUGCCUUGGGGCUGUGGUCAACAAGGUCACACACAACUACAAGUUUGUUUGGGCCUGCUUCAACAGAUACUAUGGUGCUCUGACCAAGCUGAAGACCCAGCACCAGGAGGACCCCAACAACUCUGCCUUGGUGGCCACAAAGCCUGCCCUGCUUCGCUCACUGUUCACUGUGGGAGCGCUAUGUCGUCACUUCGACUUUGACUUGGAGGAGUUCAAGGGUAGCAACAAGGUGGUGAUCAAGGACAAAGUACUGGAACUCCUCCUGUACUUCACAAGGCAUGAGGAUGAGGAGGUGCAAAACAAGGCCAUUAUUGGCUUGGGCUUCCUGUUCAUACAGCACCCAGGACUGAUGUUUGCCCAGGAGGUGAAGGGCCUGUACAAUGGCAUCCUGUCGGACCGAAGCAGCUCCGUGACCCUCAAAAUCCAGGUGCUGAAGAACUUGCAGACAUAUCUGCAGGAGGAGGACUCGCGCAUGCAGGAAGCUGAUCGCGAGUGGAAGAAGCUGUCCAAACAGGAAGACCUGAAGGAGAUGGGUGACAUUUCAUCUGGCAUGAGCAGUUCCAUCAUGCAGCUAUACUUGAAGCAGGUGCUGGAGGCCUUUUUCCACACACAGUCCAGCGUGCGCCACUUUGCCCUCAACGUUAUUGCACUCACACUCAACCAGGGCCUCAUCCAUCCUGUCCAGUGUGUGCCAUAUCUCAUCGCCAUGGGAACUGACCCAGAGCCCAGUAUGAGGAAUAAAGCUGAUCAGCAGCUGGUGGAAAUUGACAAAAAGUACACAGGCUUCAUACAUAUGAAGGCGGUGGCAGGAAUGAAGAUGAGCUACCAGGUGCAACAGGCCAUCUGGACGGCGAAGGGCUCGGUGAUCCGGGGCUUCCGGCAGGAUGAGACAAACAUGGCACUCUGCUCCCACCUGUACAGUAUGGUGCGGGGUAAUCGGCAGCAUCGCCGGGCCUUCCUUAUCUCGCUGCUCAACCUCUUUGAUGACAGUGCGAAGACAGAGGUCAACAUGCUGCUAUACAUUGCGGACAACCUGGCCUGCUUCCCGUACCAGACACAGGAGGAGCCCCUCUUCAUCAUGCACCAUAUUGAUAUCACACUGUCUGUGUCAGGGAGCAACCUGCUGCAGUCUUUCAAGGAGUCCAUGAAGGAGCCUGGAAGGAGGGAGAAGAAGCACCGGGAGCAGAAGAAUGGCUCUGAGCAGAAAGUGAAAGAGGAGGAAGAGGAGGAAGACAUAGAGGGCCGAGAGGCUAAGGAGUUAAAUAUGUCAAGCAGUCAUGGCCACAGCAGCGAGGACGAUGAUGAUGAUGUGGUACAGCGGCGGCCCAAAAAUCCAAAGCGGGCAGCUGUGGACUCCGAUUCUGAGUCCGAGUCAGACUGGGACUCGGACCUGGAUGUAGAGGACGUCGACAAGGUGAUGGCGCGCCUUCCCGAUGACCCUGCACCACUGCUGGACUUUGCCAAUGCCUCCCAAGGCAUCCUGCUGCUCCUUAUGCUCAAACAGCACCUCAAGAGCCUGUACAGCUUUUCAGACAGUAAAAUCCAGAAGUACUCACCAACAGAGUCGGCCAAGGUGUAUGACAAGGCUGUCAACAGGAAGUCCACGGUGCACUUCAACCCUCGACAGACGAUCGAGUUCUUGUCUAAGGACAUGACCAGCGCCAAGAUCAGCGAUGAGGUCAAGAGGAAGAUAGUCAAGCAAUACUUGGAUUUCAAGUUACUGAUGGAGCACUUAGACCCGGAUGAGGAAGAUGAAGAGGGGGAGGCAUCAGCCAGCACUAAUGCUCGAAACAAAGCCAUCACCGCACUGCUAGGAGGCUCUAGCCCCAAGAACAACGCCACAUCUGCCGACACAGAAGAUGAUGAGAGUGAUGGUGACGAGAAGACCCCAGGGUCAUCCCGGAAGGCUAAGCGGGGUGGGGACUCUGCUGAGGCAUCUGGCAACAUGAACGAGACAGUGGAAGCCAUGGAUGUCAUCGCUAUUCGCUGCCCCAAGUACAAGGACCGGCCGCAGAUUGCGCGGGUCAUCCAGAAGACCAGCACCGGCUACAGCGUGCACUGGAUGGCAGGUUCCUACUCGGGCCCUUGGGCCGAGGCCAAGAAGCGUGAUGGACGCAAGCUGGUGCCCUGGGUGGACACCAUCAAGGAAUCGGACAUCAUUUACAAGAAAAUCGCCUUGACGAGCUCGCACAAGCUGACUAACAAAGUGGUGCAGGCGCUGCGAUCGCUAUAUGCAGCCAAGGAUGGGACCUCCAGCUAAUGAGCUCCAGGGUCCCCAUUGCUCCAGCCCUCAACAGCCAAAAUGACACUAGGAAACCCAACUUCUGUUUUUUUUUUUUUCUUUUUCUUUUUCUUUUUCUUUUUCCUUCUUUCUUCUUCCUUCCUGAACCACCACCAUUACACAAAGGCGAGACUAUCAGACACUACAAAGGCCUUGAAUUGCAACUUUAUUGCAAAAAACAGGAUUGUGAAUAUUGGGGUCUAUGAAGACAUUUAGAAAUGUGGAUCCAGGACACACUUAAGAAAUUCAGAAAAAAAAAUAAGGAUGCAAAACGAGAAUACAAAAUUCAGAAAGAAAUGUUUGGGGAAACAUUGUGUGGGAGCUCCUUCGCUGUUGUGCAGCAGAAAAAAAAACCCGGUCUUUUGAUUUCUACUCCCACUGUAUCAUAGUUUAACACAAGAAAACUAAAAUGUUUAUAUCUCAGAAAAAAGAUUUCUGUUUAAAAAAAAAAAAUAAAGUGAAUGUUGGAACUUAGUCUGUUGAUGUUCUUAAUAAAAAAAGUGGUCUUGGAGUUUAACCUAGCACCCGGAUGGCUUUCUUUAGCUUAGCUUAUUUUCCUGGAAAAGCUGUUUUUAUUUUUGUUUCCUUUCGUUUGUCCAUGCUGUACAAUGGCAGAGUCUCCUGGAAUAUAAUUUAUUCUGUUUAAAAAGGAAGCAUGCAGUAUCUGUGGCCUACCUGCAGGGGGAGUUUUUUGUAAAUGUAGAUUUUGAUGUAUUAGGUCACCCUAGUAUUGAGAGAAAGGGAUCCCCAGCACUUCUGGCGGAACAAAUACUGCAAUAAAUUUUCUACU